AUGGCUGCAGAACAAGCAAUGCGUUACCCACCGAGACUUUACGAAGAAGGGAUGUCUAGCCUCAAGAAUAAAAGCAUGUGUACCUAUUUUAGGAUGGCAGAUUUCCCUGGGGUUAGGGAAUCAAUUGGACAAGACGCGUGGGAUGAGAUCAAGCAAUUACCUCUUGGAAUAGUUGCUAAAUUAGUUGAAAGCAAAUUCGUUUGGUCUGCUAAGACUGUACACUAUUUAUUGUGUAGACAGUUGAGAAUAAAACAGAAAGAGAUUUGGUGUUUAGUUGGUGGCCAGCCUAUAAGGUUUGGUUUGAAUGAAUUCGCUCACCUCACUGGGUUAAACAUAGAUCCAACUCCAUCAGAGAAGUUUGAACCUUCAGUUGACUACAAACAGUUCUUAACAGAAGAAUUGAAAGUUCCUGGUGGGGAAGGUCCAACAUAUGAUGAGCUACUUAAAGGAUUAUCAGUGUGCCGGUCAUGGUCUGUUGAGAAGCGCAAAUGGUUGGGGCUAUUGAUUUUUUUAGCCAUUGGACUUUACUGCGUGCAUCAUAACUCACGGAUACCAUUUGAAGCUGCAAAAAUAGUUUCUGAUGAUAAAGCCGUGAAGGCUUAUCCAUGGGGUCGGGUCGCAUUUGAGACUAUGGUUGAUAAUGUCAAGUGCUUGAAUCCUAGAGGAGAGCGAUUCGGGAAUUUAGUCGAGAAUGAAGAGAUCCCGUUGUUUCGAUGGCCUGGAACCCGUACACGUUCAGCAUUAGAUGUGGCCAUUGCUGAAGAUAUCAAAAAGUAUAGUGAGUUCCGUGUGAGUAAAAUGGUGAUGAAGGGUGAUGUAAGUGAGCUUUUUCAUACGUGGCCAAAUCAGACAGAAGAAGACCCAGAACUUAACAACUUGGUCAAUGACAUACAUGAGGAUAAAGGUGGAAAAGUUAGAGCAGCGGUUGAGUCUGAAACUCCCGCUAAGAAGCAGAAAGUUGAAAAGGGUGGUGAUUCUGGUGCAGAAGAUACACAGAAGAAGAAGAAGAAGAAGAAGAAGAAGAUAAACGAGCCUCAUGAACAGAAGAAUAAGAAGAAGAAGAGUGAGGAGCUAAAGGCUGAUAGUGAAGAGGACGAUGCUGGUGGAAAGGCGUCACUUAAAUUACUCGUGGGUAUGGUUUCUGAAAUGAAAUCAAGUAUUGAGACCAUGAAAUCAAAGGUUGAGACCUUUGAUGAUAAGUUCACACAUGUUGAUGAAGAAUUCAUCAAGAUAAAAGGCCUAAUUUCCUUCGUUGCCAGAGGAGGAGGCCUAGCUGGUCUCAUGAGUGGAGGCAAAAACAUUCAGAAUGACGACAAAUGA
Capsella rubella is the source of this 1320-nucleotide messenger RNA. RefSeq lists its product as uncharacterized. The transcript has 4 exons. Bases 1 to 1320 code for a protein of 439 amino acids. The record is from RefSeq and is a predicted model, not a curated record. NCBI's taxonomy places the organism in Eukaryota, Viridiplantae, Streptophyta, Magnoliopsida, Brassicales, Brassicaceae.